AUUUUCUGUAACCUCUCUCUCCUCUUCUUUACCCUAAAUCCUCUAAUACAAAUUUGUAAAUCCACAAGUGAAUUGGAUCAUAUUGUUAGUCUUUCCGAUUUACUGGUGAAGAUGAAGAUAAAUUAGGGCUCAAAUUGAAGCUUAAAGUUGGAUGCAGAGAUGUCUGUUGCAGAGCUAAAAGAGAGGCACACGGCUGCUACAGAAACUCUGAAUUCUCUCAAGGAACGACUAAGAGAACGACGACUUCAACUUCUCGAUACAGACGUGGCGAGUUAUGCAAGAGCGCAAGGUAAGACUGCGGUUGCUCUCGGCCCAACGGAUCUCGUUUGUUGUCGGAUUUUACAGGGACAUACCGGCAAGGUGUAUUCACUUGACUGGACUCCUGAAAAGAAUCGUAUAGUAAGUGCAUCCCAAGAUGGAAGAUUAAUAGUUUGGAAUGCUCUGACAAGUCAAAAAACCCAUGCGAUUAAACUCCCAUGUGCAUGGGUAAUGGCAUGUGCUUUUUCUCCAAAUGGACAAUCAGUUGCAUGUGGUGGACUUGAUAGUUAUGUUCCAGAUGAUGAUACUCGUUUAAUAACUGGUUCUGGUGAUCAGACAUGUGUAUUAUGGGAUAUAACUACAGGAUUAAGGACUUCUGUGUUUGGAGGAGAGUUUCAAUCAGGACAUACUGCUGAUGUUGUCAGUGUAUCAAUCAACGGGUCAAACUCAAGAAUGUUUGUUUCGGGUUCUUGUGAUGCAACUGCCCGUCUUUGGGACACUCGGGUAGCAAGUCGGGCAGUUAGAACAUUUCAGGGGCACCAAGGGGAUGUUAAUUCAGUGAAGUUUUUCCCAGAUGGAAAUCGGUUUGGAACUGGAUCAGAUGAUGGAACCUGUAGACUUUUUGACAUCAGAACUGGACACCAGCUUCAAGUCUACACUCACCCACUGCAUGAUAAUAAUAACAACAACACCCCUGACGUCACCUCCAUUUCAUUCUCCAUAUCAGGUCGCCUGCUCUUUGCUAGCUACUCUAAUGGUGAUUGCUUCGUAUGGGAUACUCUUUUGGCUGAGGUGGUUUUAAAUCUUGGAACACUCCAGAACUCACAUGAGGCUCGUGUCAGCUGUCUGGGUUUGUCUGCUGAUGGGAGUGCCUUGUGCACAGGAAGUUGGGAUACCAGUCUUAAGAUAUGGGCUUUCGGUGGGCACAGGACAGUGAUCUGAUCUGAGUGAAUAAUGGUGGUAAGUUGGUAACUGGCGACUCACUCUGAUUUGCAUAUUUUUACUCAUGUACCCAUUUUACAUUUUACAUUUUAUUUAACGGACCAUGUGGAAAUUGGAAUGAACAUAAACUAGUCGGGUGG
Messenger RNA from Lactuca virosa, 1340 nucleotides. Lineage: Eukaryota; Viridiplantae; Streptophyta; Magnoliopsida; Asterales; Asteraceae. The record is from the annotation of a GenBank genome assembly.